This is a messenger RNA of Frankliniella occidentalis (western flower thrips), 952 nucleotides long. Its product is annotated as transmembrane protein 70 homolog, mitochondrial. Gene Ontology annotation, cellular component: mitochondrial membrane. The coding region runs from base 110 to 847 and encodes 245 amino acids. Gene Ontology annotation, biological process: mitochondrial proton-transporting ATP synthase complex assembly. Lineage: Eukaryota; Metazoa; Arthropoda; Insecta; Thysanoptera; Thripidae. The transcript is spliced from 3 exons. The record is from RefSeq and is a predicted model, not a curated record.
UUUUUUUUCUUCAAGUUCUUUCUUUGGCGUUUGGAUUGGAGCUGCUUUUGUUACGUUCCGUUUCUGUUAAACGCAAUCUCUUCAAUUGCCUCGGCUAACAAACUAAAAAAUGUUGCGCCUCCUGAGUUGUCAACUUAUAUCAUCUGGUUCUGGUUGCGUUAGUAAAGGCCCAAUUUGUUAUGUACGAUGUUUAUCGAACUUAACCUCAUCACACCAGAUUCAUUCAUCUUCACAUCGAUUUGUUCACUCUGAUAAGAGUCCACCUGAAUUUCAAGAUAGUAAAAUACCUCUUGUUGUUUAUCAGGGUAGAUUAGGUACUCAAAUUCGCAGGACAAAACUGUUUUCAUUUUCCACUACUAUUCUAGGAUUAGCUACUCAACCCUUGUUGUACAAUCAAAUUACUAGUCUCCCAGUGCUUAUUGUAACCUGUAGUAUAGCAGGAUUUUUCACAUUUGUGACUCCCUUCUUGCUUCAUCAACUGGUCAAGAGAUAUGUAAAUUAUGUCUCCUACAAUGCAGAAAAGGAUACAUACUAUGCACACUGCACCACUUUUCUGUUCCAAGAGAAAAAGAUCCCAUUUGGUCCUGGGGAUGGAAAGGUUCCAGACAAUGCAGGAAUGUUCACUACUAUGGAAGUAAAAGGUGUCCCAAUGAUGAUUGAAUUGGACAUCUUUGACAAAGAACAUCUUAUCAGAAUUUUAGGCUAUGACAAGCCACUCAACAUCGAGCAUGAGAGGAUCGAGGCUCUAAUGAAAGACCUUGAAGCUGACCAGCAGAAGACUGUUUCUGAAAGUUCUGAGAAGGCUUCAAGUGAAGAACAGAAGCAGCGAUCGUCAAAUCGAUCAUAAUCCAGAAUUGCCUCAAUUAACGUAAUUCUUGUAAAUUAUUGAUAGCUUGUAUAUAUGGAAGGAGGAAAUGUAAUUAAUACUCAAAUAUAUUGCACAUUCACAAUA